Molecule: messenger RNA, 1536 nt
Organism: Penicillium paradoxum
Lineage: Eukaryota; Fungi; Ascomycota; Eurotiomycetes; Eurotiales; Aspergillaceae
Gene: dprB
Product: protein dprB
Exons: 2
Source: RefSeq, a predicted model, not a curated record
CCAUCUAUUACAACUAUCUGGCUACCAACAACUUCCAUCAACGCUCAUCAACUUCUAUCACCGAUCAAUAUGCAGUUUGUACGAAAGGCCGAAGAGGCCCUGACUGGUAAAAAGGACGAGUCGACUGAGUCGACCAAGUCCUCCAACCAUGGACCUCACUCAUCCAACUUGGCCAACAAGCUCGACCCCCGUGUCGACAGUGAUAAAGACCACCGUGCUGCCCACACCGGUAUAGAUGACCGGAAUAUCAGCAAGGCGAGAGACUUUGGCACUGGCACUGGCACUGGCACUACUGCUACUGGGACCACCAACCCUCACACAUCUACCCUUGCCUCCGGUACUACCCACGGCACCUCUACCACCCACGAUACAUCGGGUGUGACAGGCACUGGUGCUGGUGUGGGAACAACCCACGGCACAACUGGUAGCACCAAUGCCGGCCCCCACAGUUCCAACGUCGCCAACAAGGCCGAUCCCCGUGUCGACUCUGAUCGCGAUCACCGCGCUCGUCAUGAGCCCUUCACUGGUACUGGGGCCAGCACCGGUCUUGGGUCUACUCAUGGCACUACUCCUGCUACAGGCUCUCACAGCUCGACUCUGGGCUCUGGCACCGGCACCGGCACUGGCACUGGUACUGGAACUGGAACUACUAGCUACAACACCCCCGGCAGUAGCAGCGACAACGCCGGUCCCCACAGCUCCAAAAUCGCCAACAAGGCCGAUCCCCGUGUCGACUCUGAUCGCGACAACCGCGCUCGUCAUGAGCCCUUCACUGGUGCUGGCACCAGCACCGGUCUUGGAUCUACUCACGGCACCCACGGCACCCACGGUACCACCGCUACAGGUCUUCCCGGUUCAACUCUAGGCUCUGGAACCGGUGUUACUCACGGCACUCACGGCACUACCCCUGCUACAGGCUCUCACAGCUCGACUCUGGGCUCUAGCACCGGCACUGGCACCGGCACUGGCACUACUAGCUACAACACCCCCGGCAGUAGCAGCGACAACGCCGGUCCCCACAGCUCCAACAUCGCCAACAAGCUCGACCCCCGCGUGGACUCCGACCGCGACAAUCGCGCGCGCCAUGAAGCCAUCGCCGAUUCAGGGCUCACCAGCAGCGCCACAGUUGGUCCCCACAGCUCCGAUCUUGCGAACAAGGCUGAUCCCCGCGUCGAUUCGGACCGCGAUAACCGCGCUAAGCACCAGUCGCUUUCGGGCGUUGGGCCUGGUACUGUUACUCACGGUAGCCAUACUCGGGAUACUACUGCUCCUCACAGUUCCGGGCUUGGGGGUUCUGGACUUGAUACUACUGGUCUUGGUAGUACCGGUCACCGGGAUGCUUUUGCUGGUAGUAGUUACAAUCAUCCUGCUACUGGAUCUACUACUGGAUCUACCGGUACUACUGGUAUUACCGGCGCUACUGGUGGUGCUGGAGCUACUGGACUGCAUGAUUCUGGCAUCGCCAACAAGCUCGACCCCCGGGUUGACUCAAAUGUGACUCGUGCUGAGACUGGGGGUGUUCAGCGUAAGAUCUAG